AUGGCAACACCAUCGGAACCUCCGCCCUUAUUCAUUCGGGGGGAAAGAAAAGAGAUAGAAAGAAACAGAGGGAGAGGGAGACGGAAUAAGAGAAGAGAGGAGGGAGAAGAGAGACCGCACGGCAAGGCUUGGUCAUGCCGCCGCAUCGCUGUCGCGUCAUUGUCACAGGGGAGAGAGAGAGAUGAGCCCGCACACGAGAUUGCGACGGAGAAGAAUGGAGAUGUACUGCCAUUACCGUCAUGCACCGUCCUGCCUCUGGAGCCAAUUGGAACCUUUGCCGUCGAGUCACGCCGUUGCCGUCAUUGUCGUCGCCGCGGCGGCAAGCGUGAGGGUCGACCAAGGAGCAAUAGGUAUGUGGAGGAGGGAGGAGCUGUUACACCGUCGUUGAGCAACUGCCACCGCCGGAGCUCGUCGUUGAGCCUGCCUGCUUCGCAUUCUACCCUUGCUCUGCUCCGCUGGGGGCUGAGCCCUGCCUCUCCUUGUUCAUCAGAGCUUGUGGUGUUGCUGUGGGAGUCGCUGUCAGAGGAGAGGAACUGCCGCCACCGCUGUUCCAUUGUGUCCUUCACCGUCGACGUCGGGCGGUCACUGGAGUUGCUGAUGCUCCAUCCCUUAUUUUCUUUUUCUUUGGAAUAAAUAUUUGAUUAUGUGAGCCUUUCUAUCCAAGAGUAAUGAUCUGCAAUAGGUAUCUAUUCGUUGUUGAGUUCUUAGACGUCAUCUGCUCCAUAUGUCACAGGCAGGAUCCACC
Molecule: messenger RNA, 745 nt
Organism: Arachis ipaensis
Lineage: Eukaryota; Viridiplantae; Streptophyta; Magnoliopsida; Fabales; Fabaceae
Source: RefSeq, a predicted model, not a curated record